GUUUUCCUAUUACUCAUUGAAUACAGCAAAAUGAGAACUGGAUUCUAUAAAAUUGAUUUGAACAAAACAGAAUGGGAAGUCCCAGACAGUUAUCAAAUGCUAUCACCUGUGGGCUCAGGUGCAUAUGGACAAGUGUGCUCGGCAGUUGACUCAAAAACAGAGAACAAAGUAGCAAUUAAAAAACUUGCCCGUCCCUUCCAGUCUGCCAUUCAUGCUAAAAGGACUUACAGAGAACUAAGGCUAUUGAAGCAUAUGAAUCAUGAGAAUGUUAUCGGACUUCUAGAUGUCUUCACCCCUGCUUCUUCAUUGGCUGAUUUCCAGGAUGUUUACAUGGUAACUCAUCUGAUGGGUGCUGACCUAAACAACAUAGUGAAAACACAAAAGCUCUCAGAUGACCAUGUUCAAUUCUUGGUGUAUCAAAUCUUGCGUGGACUAAAGUACAUUCAUUCUGCUGGAAUUAUACAUAGAGAUUUGAAGCCUUCCAAUAUUGCAGUCAAUGAAGACUGUGAGCUCAAAAUCUUAGAUUUCGGUUUAGCCCGACCGACCGAAACCGAGAUGACAGGUUACGUUGCGACACGGUGGUAUCGGGCUCCAGAGAUUAUGUUGAACUGGAUGCGAUACUCUCAAACUGUUGACAUUUGGUCUGUCGGGUGCAUCAUGGCAGAAUUACUUACUUCAAGAACGCUUUUCCCAGGAACUGACCACAUACAACAACUCAACCUAAUCAUGGAACUGUUGGGUAAACCAUCAGAAGAAUUCAUGGACAAGAUUAGCAGCGAUUCGGCCAGAAACUACAUACGUUCACUUCCGCCGAUGAAAAGAAAGGAUUUUAAACAAGUGUUUAAAGGCGCCAGCCCUUUGGCCAUCGAUUUAUUGGAGAAAACGCUUGAACUUGAUGCAGACAAGCGAAUUAACGCCGAAGAAGCUUUAGCUCAUCCAUAUUUAGCGCAAUACGCCGAUCCAAGCGACGAACCCGUAUCCCACCCUUACGAUCAGUCCUUCGAAGACAUGGACCUAACUGUCGAGGAAUGGAAAGAACUUGUCUACAAGGAAGUCAUUAACUUUGUCGAAUCGAUGGCAGUAGCUGGUUCCGAAAAACUGAUCGACACCGAGUGAAAUACUUCUUUUGUUUCGUUUUUGACCGUUUUUAUUUUGACUGUGUUGCUUUAGAUUUUAAACUUUAAUUGACAUCCUACUGCAUUUGAAAUUUGUUGACUCCUUUGAAUCCUGUGCGCCUUUUACGACUAGCAAUAAAUUGUUAAGGACGGUUUUUAAAAUGCUUCUAAAAGACAAACCAUCGAAUUGUGUUAUGCUAUCUCAUGCAACCCGUAGGCUGUAAUAUGUAUCCACCUGGUUUAAGAUAUUGCUGCAGAUGUUUUUUUUUUCCCAGUCCCAUUAGUUUUUUCUCUGAUGCCUCCGUCGAUCUUUAUAUAUUCUAAACAAAUAGCAAAAACUUAUUUGUAGCGUGAACAGCGUUGUCGAUGUAUGGCAAGAGAAGAAAAAUUUAAUAAAAUAUUAUUGCAACCCA
Molecule: messenger RNA, 1528 nt
Organism: Daphnia magna
Lineage: Eukaryota; Metazoa; Arthropoda; Branchiopoda; Diplostraca; Daphniidae
Product: mitogen-activated protein kinase p38b
Exons: 9
Coding region: 31-1116 (361 amino acids)
Biological process (GO): intracellular signal transduction; protein phosphorylation
Cellular component (GO): cytoplasm; nucleus
Molecular function (GO): ATP binding; MAP kinase activity
Source: RefSeq, a predicted model, not a curated record